Molecule: messenger RNA, 1355 nt
Organism: Pteropus alecto (black flying fox)
Lineage: Eukaryota; Metazoa; Chordata; Mammalia; Chiroptera; Pteropodidae
Gene: FNDC8
Product: fibronectin type III domain containing 8
Exons: 4
Coding region: 1-966 (321 amino acids)
Cellular component (GO): nucleus
Molecular function (GO): protein binding
Source: RefSeq, a predicted model, not a curated record
AUGGCGUCAGAGAUGCUCUAUAAAGUGGGAGAUGGGGAGGAGGCCAUGCUGAAAAAGGAAACCUUCAACAUUUUGAAUGUGCUUGAUCAAAAUUCGAAGCCCUUUCCAAACCCCAAGUCUAUGAACAGGACGGUCGCUACCAAAGGACUCCCACUUUCCUCAAAAGGCAGUUUGGUAAACUUCUUGGAGGAAGAUACCAUCAAUCUACCGAGGCCAAUGCCAGGGGAUGAUUCUGAAUGCAGCUCAGAUGACACCAGCAUCUCCCCCAUCUCAUCCACCUUGUUGAAUCCCAUCAAACUGGCAGUGACCCAGCCCAACAGCAGCUUCUUUGCAGGGAUGCUGGAAGGCGAGCUGAACAAACUCAGCACCUCCUCGGUGGCCAAGAAUACGGGAAAGGGGGACAUGGCCCUCUGCCCCCACCAAUCUAAGUCCAAAGUCGCUCCUGGGGGCCUGCUUGACCUUGACAACCCUGAGCUGGACACGGACACCUCCUCAACACGCUCAGAGUCCUCCGUGGUCAUGGAUGUACCAGAGGCGCCCUUCAUCUGUGAGCAUACGGUCAGCGAUUCCACGGCUGUGAUUUCCUGGACCUAUGCCUUGGGCAAGCAGCAAGUCAGUUUCUACCAGGUCUUGUUGCAGGAGGCGACCAAGAAAAAUAACGAGCCUCCCAAUGCAAAGACUCGCCCGUGGAUCUUCAACAAGAUCUUGGGCACCACCGUCAAGCUGAUGGAGCUGAAGCCUAACACAAGUUACUGCCUCACCGUCCGUGCUGCCAAUGCAGCCGGGGUGGGGAAGUGGUCCAAGCCCUACAAAUUUGCAACUGUGGCCACUGACCUGAACAGCUUCCCCGAGAACAACCCCAUCCAGAUCACUGUGCAGCGCAAGGAACCCCAGAGGAAAACAGUGACCAUCGGGCUGGAGGAGAUGCGGAGGCUGGAAGAUCUGGAAAACUUAUUUCCCUAUUAGGGGGGAGGGCCCCAGGAAGCCCCUUACUGACCUUCAGCUUUGGCCCAGGGCCCUCAGGAACCAGAACCAUGAAAUGAACCACUUGUACCAUGCCAGGGAACCACUCACCAUCCUGCUAGCCCAGGACCUGGCAGUAGUGGUACCGGAAACUCCACCACUGGGUUGGGGCACCUAGACAGGUGCUCCACUCACCUAGACACCGUAGGCCUGGCCAGGUCAGCCACUGCCCAUAGCUGCUAGGCAACCCCCUCUCCAGGUCCAGGUCCCUCAUUAAAGAACUGCAGGUCACCCAGAACCCCUAGAUUCUGCUUCAUACUGUGGACAGCUGAGCCACCGACAUCCACCUUCUUCGCUUCUUGGCUUCUGCCAGGACCAAGAGUCCAGGUGGG